AUUCGAUAGCACAACAUGUAAUUUUGCUCCUAACAGCACAUUUAACGCAAUGUUAACGCCGAUAAAGUAAACAAACAAUCUAUCUGCAACAUAGAAAUCAGCAAACAAAAUCGAAUAUGAAGGAAAAAUGCAGAGUUUGCUGGCUGAAACACCAAAACAUGGUCAACAUUUUUAAGCAAACUGUGGAGUUUGAGAUUACCCUGGCCGAAAUGAUUUCGCAGUCCACAGGCUAUCCAGUUCAAAAGGGAGACCCCUUUUCCGAGUUUAUUUGCCUAAUUUGCCUUAAGGAUACGCAAAAUGCGUACAGAUCUCGACCAACUUACGAUCCGGACCAUGAGCUCACCUGCCAAGUAAAGAAGGAAAUGAUAGAUGAUUCACUACAGGAAGCUGAUUAUAAUGACUCUCAAGGAUCACAAUAUGGAGAGGAAACGGAGCAAUUCGCUUGCCUAGUGAAAAACGAGCCCUUAGAAGAAGACUUUUUAGAUAAUGACAUCUCUGUAACAGCACCUUACCAAAUAGGGGAACAAAAUGAAGAUUUAAGUUGCGAAAAAAUCAAAAAGGUUAAAAAAAAGGUAAAAGGUUCAGCGAAAAAGGCACUACCUCUUAGUUGUCUUCAUUGUUCUGAGACCUUUCGGAGCAAAUAUUUUCUAGAUCUGCACAAACAAGUUCACAUGAAGGAACCGAAAUACUCAUGUAUUCACUGUCCCAAGACUUUUGCAACUUUAUACCAACAUAAGAGUCACAUGGUGACCCACACUGGAGAACGAACACACAAAUGUCCGCAAUGUCUCAAAUCAUUUAUCGGUAGUUCAAAUCUGCAAACACACCUCCGCAUUCACACUGGCGAGCGACCAUUUAAAUGCCUCAAAUGCCCAAAGACUUUCAUACAGAAAACGCAUCUUGUUAAUCACAAUCGCACCCACACUGGCGAACGUCCCUUUAGUUGCCCAAAGUGUCUAAAGACCUUUAGACAACCAGCUAAUCUCCAAGCGCACCUGAAGGGUCAAUGUGAGAGUUUAAUUUCCCGCGUCAAAUCCCGAAAAGAGAAAUCACUUUUUAAGUGCGUCCACUGCUCCUCGUCGUUCAAAGACCAAAAUGAUCUGCUAGAUCACAUUCACAUCCACAACGCUUUAUUUGAGGAAGAAGUCUGUAAGAUGUCUAACAAUGAAAAUGAUCAGCUUAAUGAUAUAAAAGUGGAUAUUUUUAAAGAUGAUGAGCAAGACAAUUCGAAUUUAGAGGCAAACAUGAAGGUCUGUCCGAAUGAACACCUUAAGACUUUUGAAUAUUAUAGGUAAUGUUCUUAUUUUAUAAUAAAUUAUUAGUUAGUUGAGAUCAACAGAAAUGUUAAAUUCAUUUUGUCGUCUCAUCUUAUAUGGAGUCGGAAAACUCUGUUAGCCGCACUAAAUAUAUUUGAUAAUUACCACAAGUUAUCGGCAAUUUAAAAUUUCUUUGUUUCUUAAAGUGUUUUUAUUAAUUACAAUUUAUUAUUACAAUUUGGUCAAUAAUUUAUUUAUAAUAUGCAUGUAUCUUUUACUUAUUCUAUGUUGUGUAUUCAAUUUUAGUUUUGUAAAUAUCGCACGGACCUUAUGAUAUUAUGGUAAAAAAUCUAUGUAAAAUCA
This is a messenger RNA of Drosophila yakuba, 1619 nucleotides long. Its product is annotated as zinc finger protein 134. Gene Ontology annotation, molecular function: RNA polymerase II cis-regulatory region sequence-specific DNA binding; zinc ion binding; DNA-binding transcription factor activity. Gene Ontology annotation, cellular component: nucleus. The transcript has 2 exons. Gene Ontology annotation, biological process: regulation of transcription by RNA polymerase II. The coding region runs from base 117 to 1295 and encodes 392 amino acids. The record is from RefSeq and is a predicted model, not a curated record. Lineage: Eukaryota; Metazoa; Arthropoda; Insecta; Diptera; Drosophilidae.